AUGCUCGCUCAUAUUCCUUUCCGGCCUAUUCUCCUGGCAAGCGGACUUUCUGUCAUUCUCUCGCCCCUAGUGUCAGCCGCAACUUUAGGCGACACAGAUCCCUCGCCGAGGAUCAAGAAGGGACCUGGGCCAAAGGUUAACUCAUCAUCGCCUCAUUCGCAGAGAGAUGGCCAGAAUUCGCGAUUCACGUUUUAUGAGGCUGGACAAGGAGCGUGUGGCGGAUGGAACAGUGGGAGUGACUAUAUCGUAGCGCUGAAUGAUCAGCAAUGGGAUAACGGUGCACAUUGCUGGAAGAUGGUCACGCUUUCGUACGGCGGCCAGACUACAGAGGCGCAAAUCGUAGACAUGUGCCCGGGAUGUCCAUUCGGCGCACUCGACCUUACACAAGGUCUCUUCAUUCACUUUGCUGGUUUGGAUGUAGGAGAGAUUUAUGGUGAUUGGUGGUUUGUGGAUGAAGCUCCAGCUCCAGCUCCUGUAUCGCAACCCGAUCCUCAGCCGCAACCGGAAUGGCAAUGGCAGCCACCUCAGCAGGAGCAAGAAAAGUCCCAGCCCCAGGUCGAUUCCGCACCGCAUGCGCAGGGUGACAACAACGCGAACAACAAUGCCUACACCUCACCAAUGAGUGCAUCCACGAGCACCACCACUUCUUCCCCCAGCCCUACGAAUAUACCCGCACCUACGCCUACCCAUUCCCGAAACCCAGUAGCAGUGCUCUUCAACCCAGUCAUGAACGCGGCAUCGCCAGCAUCAAGCAACAACAUCACUUUCGCUGAUUCAACCCGGACAAGUGCGCUAGCGAAGGCAAGCAUGGCGCGUGCGACUGUCCCUAAACCUGCUGCAGACCUCGGUGCUGGGUAUUUCCAUUCUGGCGGUAGCGCCACUAUACGGAGCCUGCGCUGGGAGACGUUUAUUAGUAUUUUGUUGUGCGGCUUGGUUCUCAUCUAG
This is a messenger RNA of Fomitiporia mediterranea MF3/22, 945 nucleotides long. RefSeq lists its product as uncharacterized. Lineage: Eukaryota; Fungi; Basidiomycota; Agaricomycetes; Hymenochaetales; Hymenochaetaceae. The transcript has 5 exons. The record is from RefSeq and is a predicted model, not a curated record. Bases 1 to 945 code for a protein of 314 amino acids.